Molecule: messenger RNA, 5465 nt
Organism: Patella vulgata (common limpet)
Lineage: Eukaryota; Metazoa; Mollusca; Gastropoda; Patellidae
Product: trafficking kinesin-binding protein 1
Exons: 16
Coding region: 493-2697 (734 amino acids)
Source: RefSeq, a predicted model, not a curated record
GUGGUGUCUGAUUUAAGACUGUCUAGUGAUGAUUUAGCAGACGCCCAAAUAAAGGGUGUCAAAGUAUGUGACAUUUUGUCUGACAAACUGGCAUCCCAUAAUGCACCUAAAGUCGCGAAGGAGAACAAACAAGACGACAAACAAUAUGAGACAGUGGAGACAGCCUUGAAAACAGCCGAGACAGAAGACACGGCUGUAAAAACAUACGAAACACAGGAGACAGGGGUAAAAACUUAUCAGGACGUCGGAAGCAUAACAGAUGUUUGUAAUAGUUCUGAUCCUGAUGAAGUUGAGAUCCUUAGUUUGAUCGAGGAGCAGAUACCUAAAUAUCGUCUACGUGCUGACACCAUCACAGAUUUUGCUGGUUAUACUAACGAGGAUUUUAUUAUACAUACACCAGUUACUCCCCUUGAUGAGAAUCUCGAAUUAAACGACGAACAAAUCAACGAAACGCUCAAAUAUUUUGUUCUAUGUGCGGACAGGGUAACCCAGAUGACAAAAACGUACAAUGAUAUUGAGGCAGUAACACGUUUGUUAGAAGAGAAAGAGCGUGACUUGGAACUUGCUGCUAGAAUCGGAACAACUUUAUUAGAUAAAAAUCGAGACCUUGAAUCAAGAACCGAAAAUUUAGAAGAACAGUUAACAUCAGCCAAUGAAAAGGUCAGUCAACUUCGUCAUGAUGUGUCCAUGAAAGAUGAAUUAUUACGUGUCUACUGUCAGGAUUUCGAGAAUGAUGGAAUUGAGGCGCCACAAGCUAGUCCCCAAGAAGGAGGUUUCUCCCUUAGUGUGGUUAAAGUCGAGGGACUACAUAAAAAGGUUAAAUCGUUGGAAGAUGAAAAUCUAUCAUUACGACUUGAGACGGCACAACUUAAAUCAGACACUUGUGAUAUGGAAGAAAAAGAGAAAAAACUAGUUGAAGAUUGUCUACAGCAGCUGUCGGAGGUGAAUCAACAAGUGGAAACGUUUGCGGAAGAAUUAAGUAAAAAAUCUGAUGAUAAUAUUCGGCAGAAGGAAGAAAUAACAACCUUAUUAUCACAAGUUGUAGAUCUUCAAAAACGAGUUAGAAGUCUAACGAUAGAGAAUAUGGAAUUAUCUAAACAUCUCCAGGCUUCCCAAGAAUCUCAGAGAAAAUUAACCAAAGAGCUGGGCAUGAUGCAAGAUAGAUACGAUGAACUGUUUGAAUUGUUAGAAGAAGCGAAUGAUGAGCUCAAGGUCCUCCGCCGUAAACAACGACCAUCAGGAGCUGCUCCCUACAUAUCUAGUACCUUAUUCAAUGUACCUUCUGAUUCGCUGGCCUCCGAGCUAGAAUUUUCGAUGAAGGGUGAAGGUGAACUCGGUACUUUAUCUCCAGAAGAAAGAAGAGCCCACAACUGGAAGAUAUUUGAAACAGCAAAGGCAGCUAAGAAAGCCUGUAAAAAGAACCAACAGUUGUUGAAGAUGUCAAGUGCAGCAUUAACAAGAGAUGGUACAGAUGGUAGAGGUGUUUCAGGACCUAGUUCCAUGUGUUUAUCAGAUGUUGAAUCAGGAGCAACAAGUGAUGGUUAUGGAGGUGAUAUGGACAGUCAGUAUAGUUCUGGAUCUGACCUUGGCCGACCUGGUAUACCUGGUUCUAACGAUCUUGAGACAGCCUUGAAACACCUGGCGAUGAGAACAGCCAAUGAACUGAAUGAGAAAGAUUAUUAUGAAGAGCAGAAGAAGAAAGAAAUGCAGCAGAAGUCAGGGAACUCAACACCCGGCAACAUGUCAGCAGGAAGUAGUUUCUCCUACCUUUCGUUUCCAGGAAGUCAAAAUACACCAUACUUCAAAAUCCCGGAGAAAUUACAAAUAGUUAAACCUUUAGAAGGAUCUGCGACACUUGGUAAAUGGCAACAGUUAGCCACACCCCAUAUUGGUGGUAUAUUUGAGAACCGACCUGGAGUUCAGAUUAAAGGUGAACGUAAAUUAGAUAUAGAUGAAGAACCGUAUACACUCAGUGAUUUCGAGGAGGAUGAUGAUUUUAGUGAUUGUCCAACCAAUAGACGAUUAGAUGAUAGUAGUUCCUCUGUUUAUACCUAUACCAAUUCUACAGUUAAACAUCCCUAUCAAUUAGAUGUUGCCAGCAAUAUGCAAGCUGACACGUCAUUGGUUGAUUUUGCACGCCAUAUUUCCACAGGUAUCAACACUUCAGUUGUAAUGACUCCCAUGCAGUCAUCGACGCCAGCCAAAGGAAGUGGUGCCAAAACAACAUCAUCCGGUUCCACAAACUAUAGCAUGAGCUUAGGAUUAGCAGCCAUAUUGAAUAGUCGUGAAACAGCAGGGUUAGACAGUGGUGUCAGUUUUAGGAGCAGUCCAAGUACGAAAAUGUUUAAACUUCCUUUAGCUAAGUCAAACACUGAAACUGUGUCAAAAUCGUCUCCGGAAAAGGUCACGACCUUCGCAUCGCCAGAUUCUGAGGCGUCAGGCGGAAAUAUUUUUAAUAAACUGAAAAGCACUGGAGCCACUUUAUACGAAUACAUGAGUGGAGCUAAAAUUGAAUCCAGUUCUCCGACAUCACCCAAAUCGUCAUCUGAGGUCACACCAACAGAACCCAAUGUUAAGGUCCUAACAAAAUCGGAAACAAAAACAGGAGAGUCAGGAGUCUCAGGCAAAUUGCUUCAACAAGGUGGAACGGGUGUGUUAGGAGCUUUAACAUCGUUUAGACGUAGUGGUAUUUUAUAAAAAUAUCAGACCCGUUUAUCUACAUAUACAUAUAUCCAAUUGUCUUUCAGUUGCCAUAGUUUCGCAAUUUGUAUAUAGAAAAAAAUGGUUUUAAUGUGAAAAAAUGUAAUUUUAAUGAACUUAUGCAAAUCUGAUCUGAUUAAUUGCAUAAUAAUAUAAUUGAAUAGUGCAGUGUGUGUGGUUGUUUUGUGUGAUAUCUAUUUAUAUAAAUUGGGUGCCAGUUUGGCUGCUUUAAUAUUGUAGCUGGUCCAAAUCACAAUAUGAUAUUAUCCAGAUGAAUAUUACUGUGUGAUAGUUCAAAUUGUGUGUGUGGAUCGCUUGCUUCAACUUGUAUCAGUUUCAGACUGUGUGACAUUAUCUUCUGAUGUUUAGAAUUAUAUCAGGACACUGAAUUUUGUCAAAUUUGGUUAAAAAGAAGAAAAAUUAUGUAUUGAAUUUAAAUUUCUCUUGUUCAGAAAUUGAUUCAACAAGCUUUAAUAAAUUGCUUUAUGCCAUGGCAUGACAAGUUAGGAUUGUGAGAAGAAUUGAGUUGUUUCCCUUGACAAAACAUAGUCACUUAAAUAGCUUUUAUCUUCCUACUAGUCGAAACUGAUUGACGUAGAAAUAGAAAUGAUCAAGCUUUAAUAUUUGCAGAAGAGAAUCAAACUUGAAUUAUAAUAUCUCGACUGAAGUAAAAUUGGUAUGAUAUUUAUUGUUUUAAAUAAAGUAAGAGCUCAUUGUGAAUUAAUCCAUCUAUUAAACCUUGUAAUAAUAAAAGCAGAGUUUUUUUUAAGAGGUUUCAGAUUUGUUGUUGUAAGAACAGUUGGAAGAACACUUAAUGAUAAACCUGUGUGCAACUCCUUGAAACUCCUUGAAAAUUCUGGAAAAAUGAAAAUAUGAUUUCCAAUACUGGAAAAACAAGACUACUCCUUAAAACUCCUGGAAAAUUAACAUUUGUGCUUUCGCUAUAUAUUUUAAGAUAUAAAACUGAACGUAGCCAUCCAAUGUUUCUUCAAAAGUUCACGAGUUCCUUUCCAUAAAUGGACUCGUCUUUGGUAGAAUUCUAUACAAGGACUCCUGGAAUUUGGUAAAUAAUUCCAGGAAAACUCCUGGAAUUUUAAGUGUUCUGGGUUGUGCACACCCCAUGAAAAGGUUAUCACUUUAUUAGAGUUAAAUUAGGUUACUGAUUAUAGGUCAUAUCAAUAGUAAUUUUGUCAGAGAUAUUAAAGGGGCAUUAUGAUUAAAUUCAGGUCUUUGUAAAUUAUGAAGAGUUUGUAUAUUUUUGUAGAUAUGAUUAAUAAGUUAAUAACAUAUGUAUAUUGAAUUGCUGCUAGGCACUAGUUUUACUUUAGCAUUGUAUAUAGAUAAUAUAGACAGCAAUUAAUAUCUACAUGUAUGUAUAUAUAGUUCCUUUGUAACCAUGGUGAUACAAGAAUUUGAUUAGACUCCAGGGAUAUAAUUGUUUUUAAUGUAUUUAUUUAAUUUAAACCAAAACUUGAGCAUUAUGUGCAAGCCCCCUUUAUCACUCUUUAGUUUCAAUUAAAAAUUUAAACAAUAUUUUGACAAUAAACAUUUAAACUAUAUUUUUUUUGGAUUUAAAAUAUAGGUAGGCCUCGAGAAAGUUGUUUGAAAAAAGUAUGAAUUUGUUCAAAAAUCUUGUUCCAAACAGUGACAGUUUAAAUUUUUUAAAGAAGAAAAUCUGAAUUGUUUGUAAGGUCUUAAUGAGGCUGGUUUGAAACAUGGAUAGAACUAUUUUUAUUAUUGAACUUUGAUAGAACUUGGCAAGUACAUAUAACGGUACUGGUAAACCCAGGGCUUUAGUCACAGAAUUUAAACUUAAAUAUUUGAAGAAUUCUGCCUUUUCUUUGGGCAAAAUCUGAAAAGAAUUGUCUGCAUCAUUAAAAUAUAUUUUACUGACCUCAUAACCUGUGUACAUAAUACAAUGUAUUAUAUAUAUUCCUACCUUCGAUCUUAUAUAAACUUUCUUAUAUAAACAUCUUUAUUUUAUGUCUUGUAUUUAAAAAAUCUACAUUUUAUUUCAAUUCUGAAAAGUGCUUAUUUUAAUUUAUAUGUUAAAUGUGUGUGUGUUAGAUAAUUAUAAAUGAUAGUUUGUUUUCUGCGAAAACACUGAUUUUAGAUUUUGUUAUAAAGGACUUAUUUAUCUUUAGCAGCGUUUCCUCCCAGUGACAUGUUAUACUUAUCAUAAACUUCAUCUGUCGAUUUGGUGAUAAGAAUUUGAAUUUCAUAACUUUGAAGAAAUUAUCUCUGAAUUUAUCAAAGUUACUCCCCAGAAAUUCUUAUCUAUCUUAAAGAUUCUUAGAACUGAUAAAAAAAAAACUAUUAACCCUUUAAUGGCUGCAUCUUCCUCUUUACAUUACUGAUUGAAACUUAAAGAGCAAUGUUUUAGGAUUAAUGGGUUAAUAACAAUUUUAUAAAUUCUAAAACUUUUUCAAAGGGAUUAUAAUUUUCCAUGAGAUCUUUGAUGGUGCACAUUAAGGAAAUAUAAUUAUCUUCGCUAUUGAAUAAAAUAUUUUAGGUUAAGAUUUAGUUUUGUAUCAUGUUAAUAUAGACGUUUUUCUUAAAAAUAUAUAAAAUUAUAGACAAUUUGCUGAAUUCCAUUCCAUACAGAUUAUUGAGUUUACUUUUUUAAGAAAUGAAACGAAAAAAUACAGGAGAGAUUUAUUGUUUGUAUUUUUAGAGUAGAAAUGACAACAGACAUUUUUAUUAUUAUUUUAUAUUUUACAUUUGACAAGAAUGAAAAAUAGAAUAAAUAAUUAAAUAAAAUUAUU